Vitrella brassicaformis is the source of this 904-nucleotide messenger RNA. The record is from the annotation of a GenBank genome assembly. NCBI's taxonomy places the organism in Eukaryota, Vitrellaceae.
CCACGGGCAGCCACGGGUUCUGGUGACGGCGGGCGAGGACACGAGCCAGCAUCUGUAAGACGGUCUCUCAGUAUAUGUCGGGGACUCAGGCCACGAGCCAGCAGCUGACGGUGCUCUCACCGAUAUACCGGCCACCCAAAUGGUCGAUGCCCGGCCGGCGCUCUGAAGUAAGAUCAAUCACGAGAGGUCGACGUCAAAGAAGUGUUGCUUACCUGCAGGGCCGCGAGGUGACGCCUGGUCCGGGAGCUUACUCGCCUGGUGAGCAAUCGGCCUGUUGCGUCUCCAUGGCAUUGAUGGCACGUCCGUCUGGACGAUGGAUGGUCGGAUGGACGCAUGCAGGAACGACCAAGCGCCGUCAGCCACAUUGGGGCUUCGGCACGAGCAAGAGGGAGCCGUUCAAAGGUGGCCUUCCCCCAGGCCCUGGCACAUACGACCUCACAAUGCAGCCAAAGGUGUGUCUACUGACUGGCCGUUUUUUCGCUCCUUCUGGAUAUGCAUCGCCUUCAUUUCCCUCUCUCCUGGUGUCUUGGCGCACAUGUUUGUCUCAAGACGCCCAAGUGGAGCAUGAAGGCAAGACAGCAAGUGAAGCUGCCCCCGGGCAACACCGUUGGCCUACAAGUCACGCAGUUUGGGUGAGAAACACCAAGUACAGUACACGGGCGGGGCACAGACCGACCGCCCGGAUACGCCUCUCGCCUGUCUGGUCAGGUACUAGAACCUGACUCGUGUGUGCGUUGUGCGUGUGUGGUGUGGUGGAUGGAGUUUGUGUCCUCUGGCUCAUAAACACAAGAGAAGCCCAAAAUCGCUCAGGGGCGUGCAGUAGCGUGCAGUUAAGACACGAAUGAAUUGGUGCUGUCCAUUCCAUCAAAGACAGUAGUCCCCGCUUCAUGCAAGUGUUUCUGCC